Molecule: messenger RNA, 1122 nt
Organism: Symbiodinium necroappetens
Lineage: Eukaryota; Dinophyceae; Suessiales; Symbiodiniaceae
Source: the annotation of a GenBank genome assembly
AUGGUGCAUGCUGUUUCUGACGCGAUUCGCUCCGGGUGGAGCUCCAGCUCUAGGCAUCCGGGAUUCCUGCUGUCCUUGGUGGUGGCCACAUCUGGACCUGUUCUGGGUCGCCUGUCCAUUGACGACGGCCAUCUUGUCAUUACCACCCCAGUCGCGAAGCUGCAAGAUGGUGACCAGCCACUCUUGGACAUCCCGCUGAGAGCAAACAUCCUGAUUGAUGUAGGGACUCACAGAGAGUCAACCUUCCUACCACGGCUGAGAAGUGAUCCUGCGGCAUGGGUUAUCGCUUUCGAGCCGGACUACCUGCACUGGGCGCACCAUCUUGUAAACCAUGCCCACCCGCGGAUGAUCUUGAUCAAUGCGGCGGUGGGUAACAGCUCCAGAGGCUGGUCGACUCUAUAUCGCUGGGCAUACUCAGGGGAGGAGUGGCGCUUCAAUUCUGGUGGAAAGACGCAGCUGGGUUCCUUGCUGCAGGCUGAUCCAAACAGGCAGUUAACUGCCCAUGAGACGAUGCAAGUGGCUGUUGUGUCACUCAAAGACAUCCUGGCCGUGUUACCGGAUCGAGUGCAAAUCUUGAAAACUGAUGUCCAGGGUGCUGAUCUUGAGGUUGUAAAGUCUGCUGGCACAGAGCUCAAGCGGGUAGACCGGAUUGUCAUUGAGAUUCCGGACGACACACCUCGUCCAGUAUAUUCCGGCCAGCACACGCGCAAGGAAACCGAGGACUACUUGGCGCACCUCGGUUUCCGCCAUGAGAGGUGCUGGGCGAUCUCUGGUGCAGAGCAUGACUGCGCCUUUGCUCGCUCUGAGGCAUGGAUAGACUUGCCAUCGGAGGCUGAGUGCUUCCCAAGCAAUCGCACGCUUAGGCUGUUCGACCUGUGGCAGGGGAUAAUUGACUACACGUGUUCCACGAACCAGUACCCCUGCGAGCGCAACCCACGUCCUCAGGUGAAAAUGCGGUGGAUAGAGUAUUUCUGCUGCGGCAAGCUGCUUUCGAAAUACAUCUGCUUCGGCCGGAGGCGUCGCCCUUCCUACGAGACAUGCUGCCUGGCCCCGUACCUGACGUCCAUCGGGUAUCCAAACCCUGAGGUCAUCGCCGGCGUGAUUGCUCCUUUUUUAUAUUAG